CAGAAAAGCUUUCCGUGUUGAGGUUCUCUCCUGUCCCGUUGAAAGAUUCUAAAAUCCCAUUCCCCUUCCCAAUAACAACUAAUUUGGACAAACAAACGGAUCUUUCCUUUCUUUCCUUCCAUUUCCAUCGUUCUUCCAUCCUCUCUCAUCCACUAUUCCGUAUACCAACCCCCACCCCCCCAGUUUUUGUUUGGAUCCAAUAAUUUCUAAAAAUUUUCCUUACUCUUCUUGUCUAUCAGCUUUUGAAACCUCCGCUCGCGGUUUUAGAACAAUAAUUACUGGUCUAUUCAGGAUCGGGGCUUUGGUGCUUUGAAGCAACCAGGUAAAUUGUAGCUAUGCAGAGCCAGCUUGUGUGUAGUGGGUGUAGAAGCAUUCUUCUGUAUCCUGGAGGAGCCAGUAAUGUUUGCUGUGCAUUAUGCAAUGCAAUAACCUCAGUCCCUCCACCUGGGAUGGAAAUGACUCAACUUAUAUGUGGAGGUUGCCGGACGCUGCUAAUGUAUACACGCGGGGCAACGAGUGUGAGAUGCUCUUGCUGCCACACAGUGAACCUUGCGCCAGUAUCCAGCCCGGUUGCCCAUGUCAGUUGUGGGAAUUGCCGGACAACACUCAUGUAUCCCUACGGAGCUCCAUCUGUUAAAUGCGCAGUCUGUCAUUAUGUCACUAAUGUUGGAAUUUCCAAUACCAGGGUACCCAUUCCUGUGCACAGACCAAAUGGGACAGCCAAUUCUGGAACACUGGCCUUCAGUUCAACCAGCCAAACUGUGGUUGUCGAGAAUCCGAUGACUGUUGACGAAAGUGGCAAACUGGUGAGCAAUGUUGUUGUUGGGGUCACAACAGACAAAAAGUAAUUCAAUGGCAUUCAGAGAACCAUUGCUAUCGGUUUUAUUUUGUUACUAUCCAAAAUCCAUAUUUCAAAUCACUUGGAAGAUGGACAUGGAAAUUAUUUGUGUAUAUGUUGGGGACUGCCAUGAAUGACAUUAAUUUGAGAAAAUAAUUCCAAUAUAAGGCUCCCAAGAACUUAUACGUGUGUCUGGUGUACAUUAAGAGAGGAUUAGAAGAGUGAAAAGGUCGCUGGACUAGUGCUUGCAUACUGAACAAUUUUUAUUUAUUGGCCAAGUUUAGCUGAGUGAAUAUGAUCUUGAUGUAUAUGUAUCUUCUUCAGAUCCAAAAUAACGUAUAAAACUGCUAGCUUUCUGACU
Juglans microcarpa x Juglans regia is the source of this 1199-nucleotide messenger RNA. Its product is annotated as protein LSD1-like. The transcript is spliced from 8 exons. The record is from RefSeq and is a predicted model, not a curated record. Bases 336 to 848 code for a protein of 170 amino acids. NCBI's taxonomy places the organism in Eukaryota, Viridiplantae, Streptophyta, Magnoliopsida, Fagales, Juglandaceae.